Messenger RNA from Eurytemora carolleeae, 2594 nucleotides. Its product is annotated as axoneme-associated protein mst101(2). The transcript is spliced from 2 exons. Lineage: Eukaryota; Metazoa; Arthropoda; Copepoda; Calanoida; Temoridae. The coding region runs from base 85 to 2502 and encodes 805 amino acids. The record is from RefSeq and is a predicted model, not a curated record.
GGCGCCGCUUAUAUAAGAUGUUGAUCAUCCGGGGUUUCCUCAGUUUGUGACGGACCAGCGACCAGUGCACUGCUCCGUCUGACCAUGAGAACACACACACUCCUAUCGGCUGUCCUGGCUGUGAGCUUAAUCUCCUGCUCUCUCUCCGCCCCCAACGCUUCCUACGGAAACCUCUUUAAGAGAAUUAUCCAGAAGCGUAGUGCUCAGCUACCAGGAUACGGACAGGCAGCUGCCUCCGCCAGCUCUUCAUACGGCGGAGCCCAACAGGACAGCUGUACUACAGUUUACGAACAGGAGUGCAACACUGUUAACGAACAGCAGUGUAAUACAGUACAAGAGCAGCAGUGCCGUGCCACCACCAGACAGGAGUGCAGCACUGUAAACGAACAGCAGUGCAACACUGUACAGAAGCAGGAAUGCAGCACUGUAAACGAACAGCAGUGCAAUACUGUAAAUGAGCAGCAAUGCAACACAGUUAAUGAACAGCAGUGCAACACUGUUACAGACACUGUCAACGAACAGCAAUGUAACACUGUGCAAGAACAGCAAUGCCGUCCUACCACAAGACAGGAGUGCAAUACUGUAAAUGAACAGAAGUGCGAAACCAAAUAUGAUACAGUAAAUGAACAGCAGUGUAACACAGUUCAGGAGCAGCAAUGUAAUACCGUCAACAAACAGGAAUGUAACACAGUCAAUGAACAGGUCUGCAAUACUGUUCAGGAACAGCAGUGCAGAACUGUCACAGAUACUGUCAACGAACAGAAGUGCAAUACUGUUAACGAACAGCAAUGCAACACCGUACAGGAAGAGGAAUGCUCUACCGUUAAUGAACAGCAAUGUAACACAGUUCAAGAACAGCAGUGCUCCACUGUUAAUGAGGAGCAAUGUAAUACUGUAAACGAGCAGCAGUGCAAUACCAUCCAGGAGCAGAAGUGUGAAACCCAGUACAUGACCAAGUAUGAGGAACAGUGCAGUACAGUACAGGAGCAGCAGUGCAAUACUGUCCAAGAGCAGGUAUGUAACACAGUUAACGAGGAAGUGUGCAACACAGUGCAAGAGCAGGAGUGCAAUACAGUUCAGGAACAGCAGUGCCGGACUGUCACCGACACCGUCAAUGAGGAAAAGUGCACUACAGUCCAGGAACAGCAGUGUUCCACAGUCAACGAACAGGUUUGCAACACUGUCAAUGAGCAAGUAUGUAACACUGUCCAAGAACAGCAAUGCCGCACCGUCCAAGACACUGUUAAUGAACAACAAUGCGACACCGUAAAUGAACAGGUUUGCAACACUGUCUACGACGAGGUUUGUGACAGCGCUCAGCCCACUUAUGGUGGAUCUGGUGGAUCUGGAGGCUCCGGAGGAUUCGGAGGAUUUGGAGGAGAUGCUCGUGGAGCAGGAUCAGCUUCUUCAGGAUAUGGAGCAGCUGCUGCCCCAGCUUGUAGACAGGUCCCAAGACAGGAGUGCACCAAUGUUCCAAGGCAACAAUGCAGAAAUGUUCCCAGACAGGUGCCCAGACAAGAAUGCAGCAAUGUUCCAAGGCAAGAAUGCAAAAAUGUUCCCAGACAAGCAUGCAACAAUGUCCCCAGGCAACAAUGUACCAAUGUUCCCAGGCAACAAUGCAACAAUGUUCCGCGCCAGGUUCAAAGACAAGAGUGCUCUAAUGUUCCAAGACAGGAAUGCAGAAAUGUACCAAGGCAAGUGUGCAACAAUGUUCCAAGACAGGCAUGUUCUAAUGUUCCUAGACAAGAAUGCAGAAGUGUUCCCAGGCAACAGUGCGAACAGGUUCCCAGGAGGGUUGAGGAACAGGUCUGCAAUAAUAUCCCAAGAGAAGUGUGCAACAAUGUUCCCAGGCAAGAGUGCAGAAGUGUUCCCAGACAACAGUGUCAGAACGUCCCAAGACAAGAAUGCAGAAGUGUUCCCAGGCAAGAGUGUCGCAGUGUUCCUAGACAACAGUGCCAGACUGUUCCCAGGCAGGAAUGCCAGAAUGUUCCCAGACAAGUCAACAGAGAAGAGUGCUCAAACGUUCCCAGACAGCAAUGUAACAACGUUCCCAGACAAGAAUGCAGAAAUGUUCCCAAGGAGGAAUGCAGAUCUGUUCCCAGACAGCAGUGCCAAAAUGUUUCCAGACAGGUUGCCAAGGAAGAGUGCAGAAACAUUCCCAGACAACAGUGCCGUUCAGUUCCUGAUCAGGAGUGUUCAACGGUUCCAAGACAGCAAUGUCAGAAUGUUCCCAGACAGGUCGCAAGACAGGAGUGCAAGAAUGUUCCACGACAGCAGUGCCAGAAUGUUCCAAGAGAGCAGUGCCAGAGUGUUCCCAGGCAGCAGUGUCGUAAUGUUCCCAGCCAAGAGUGUAAGAAUGUUCCAAGACAGCAGUGUCGCAGUGUUCCCGAUCAGGAGUGUUCCAGUGUUCCUCGACAGGAGUGCAAGAAUGUUCCACGUCAGCAGUGCCAGCAGGUCCCUAGACAACAGUGCUCAGCUGCUCAGCCCACAUAUGGCAGAUAAUUCCCAAAUCUUUUCUCAGAUCUGUCAUUUUCCUUAUCUUCUAUCAGAUUAUCACUCCAACCUUUUACAAUUUUCUAUUUUUAAAACCAUCC